Molecule: messenger RNA, 1536 nt
Organism: Micromonas pusilla CCMP1545
Lineage: Eukaryota; Viridiplantae; Chlorophyta; Mamiellophyceae; Mamiellales; Mamiellaceae
Exons: 2
Coding region: 1-1536 (511 amino acids)
Source: RefSeq, a predicted model, not a curated record
AUGACGACGCCGGAGAAGGUGUCCGCGGCGGUGACGCGGUACGUCGACGACGUCCGCGACGCGCUCGUCCGCGGCGGCGACGUGGGCGAAGACGCGGGCGAAGACGCCGCCGGCGCUCAAGGUGCGUUCGAUACACUGGUUCCCAUACGACGGCGUUGGCGUGGUGAACGCCGUUCCUUAAGGACUUUGCCCGGCGCAUCUCUCCGCCUACCCCUCGCUUUCAAUCCCCGACCUCGACGCCUUUCAACUCCAACUGACGCCUUUGAAAUCCACCCGACGUUCGAUGGUCAAGGUGGAGAACGUGCUCGUGUUGUUCGACGCCGAGGAACCCCCUACCCAAACGCCGCCUCGACCGCUUCCUCCUUCACGUCGAUGCCGCCGUUCGUGACCCUCGAGGCGGACGCGACGCCGCUGGAGGUGACGCAGCUGCCGAUACGCAUCGCGAACGAGGCGCUCGCGGCGGCGCGACGCGGCGGCGGCGGCGGCGGCGGCGGCGGCGGCGGCGGCGAGAUCCGAAUCGAACCCGCGCACGCGCUGCGCGUCGUCGUCCCUCACGUCGCGCCGCUCGAAGACCAUCGCGGUGAUCGAGAUCCCGCGACGGAGGCGAACGCGCUCGCGCUCGCGCGCCUCGCGCUCGAGGGCCACGCCGCGGAGGAGCUCGUCUCGCGCGACGAUCAGAACGGCCCUCACGCCUCUGAGCUCGGGGGAUACAAACGCGCGGACGCGUUUGGGGGAUCUUCGUUCGGAUCUUCUUCCUCGUUCGGAGGUUCGGGAGGGAAGGUCGUUCACUUCGCGUCCGUCGCCGCGGAGGACGUCGUCACGCGUGAGCUGCUGCUCGUGAGCUCGUUCGCUAUCGGUGAAGACACCGGCGUCGCAAACAAACGCGGACCCAAUCAGCGACGGACGCGUGUCUCCUCGCCGCGAGAGCCGCCGGCGAAUAAAAAGCGGCGGUGGACGUUUUUUUCUUCUCGCGGGCGGGCGCCGGCGCCGGCGCCGACGGACGACGCGUCCGACGCGUCGCCGCCGCCCGGGCCCGGAGAUAUCGUCGCGGUGACGAUCAUCCACCCCGUACGCGUCGUCGGCCUUGGUCUUGACACGUCAGCAGACGAAUAUUCAGCCACGUCAUCAUUCAAACGUGCGGCGGCGGACGACGACGGCGACGAAAUCCCCGUCGGCGCGGUCGCGUUCCGCGGGUACUCGGACGCGUCGCGCGCCGCGCGUCGAGUCCUUCUUCAUAACGGCACCGUGAAUGGCGUUAGUUUUGGAGGAAACGGAAACGGCCGCAGCAGCAGCGUUUUCGCCGCCCACGGCGUGAGCAUCGACCACGCGAAGCUUCACACGUUCCUCGCGCGCGCGGCGUGCGCGCACGGAGACGCUAAGCUCGCCGCGGUGGACGUCCGCGGCGACGGCGGAGGUGAGACUGCUUCCCAUACGACCCCGUUCGCGUGGUGCACGCCGUUCCUUAAGGACUUCGCCCGUCGUCACUCUUCACCCGCGCUUCCCUUUCAACGUUCGACCGGUAAGACGUUCGACUGA